AUGGUGAGGAUUUUGGCAUCUCCAACAACAGGAACAUUUCCAUCUCAAGCCUUCAAUUGGAAGACCAAUUCUGGAAACAAUCAGCAAAAUGUCAAAAAAGAAGAUCAAAACUUCUCUGAUUUCUCUUUCCAGACACAAACAAAACCCAACUCAACCAUGUUUCAAUCUUCUACAAUCACUGUUACAACUGCACCACCACCGCCCCAGCAACAACAACAAUGGAGCUACCAAGAAUCAACAAAGCAGGAUGUGAAAUCCGAAUACGCGUCUUCGAUGCAGAGGUUUUCCCCUGAGAUUGCAACUCUUCAAACCAACAGCAACCAAAGCAAUAAUGGGUUCCAAUCAGAAUAUGGGAACUACCAUCAGCCGGGUCAGUCCAUUAGGGAGGGUAGAAAAUCUGAUGAUGGAUAUAAUUGGAGAAAAUAUGGACAAAAACAAGUGAAGGGAAGUGAAAAUCCAAGAAGUUAUUACAAGUGUACUUACCCCAAUUGUCCAACAAAGAAGAAGGUUGAGAGAUCUUUAGAUGGACAAAUAACUGAGAUUGUUUACAAGGGUAGUCACAAUCAUCUGAAGCCUCAAUCGACAAGGCGAUCAUCGUCUUCAUCGGUUAGUUCUAAUGCAGUUCAACUUUCUGGUGAAGUCCCGGAUCAAUCACUUGCCACACACGGCAGUGGACAAAUGGAUUCUGUCGCAACCCCGGAGAAUUCUUCAAUAUCGGUCGGGGAUGACGAUUUCGAUCGGGGAUCACAGAAGAGUAAAUCUGGAGGAGAUGAGUUUGAAGAUGAUGAACCCGAGGCCAAAAGAUGGAAAACUGUGGAAAAUGAAGGCAUUUCAGCUCCUGGAAGUAGAACAGUGAGAGAGCCCAGAGUUGUGGUUCAAACAACAAGUGACAUUGAUAUUCUAGAUGAUGGAUAUAGAUGGAGGAAAUAUGGACAGAAAGUUGUUAAAGGGAAUCCAAAUCCAAGGAGCUACUACAAGUGUACAAAUCCAGGGUGUCCUGUGAGAAAGCAUGUUGAGAGAGCAUCUCAUGAUCUCAGAGCAGUGAUCACAACCUAUGAGGGGAAGCACAACCACGACGUUCCGGCAGCUCGUGGAAGCGGCAGUCGGGUGUUGCCGGACAACAGUAACAACAACAAUAACACCAAUGCAGCCAUGCCAAUGAGGGUUCCAACUGUGAACCAUCACACUAAUAACUCCAUCAACAAUCCUCUUCGCAAUUUGAGGCAACCAUCAUCAGAAGGCCAAGCACCCUUCACUCUGGAAAUGUUGCAAACCCCUGGGGGCUUCGGAUUUUCAGGUUUCGGAAAUUACAUGAAUGAGGCACAAGCCACGGACAAUUUGAUGUCAAGAGCCAAGGAUGAACCAAGGGAUGACAUGUUCUUUGAGUCAUUGCUAUAUUGA
Messenger RNA from Pistacia vera, 1401 nucleotides. RefSeq names its product WRKY transcription factor WRKY24-like. Lineage: Eukaryota; Viridiplantae; Streptophyta; Magnoliopsida; Sapindales; Anacardiaceae. Gene Ontology annotation, molecular function: DNA-binding transcription factor activity; sequence-specific DNA binding. The transcript is spliced from 5 exons. Gene Ontology annotation, biological process: regulation of DNA-templated transcription. The record is from RefSeq and is a predicted model, not a curated record. The coding region runs from base 1 to 1401 and encodes 466 amino acids.